Molecule: messenger RNA, 7054 nt
Organism: Homo sapiens (human)
Lineage: Eukaryota; Metazoa; Chordata; Mammalia; Primates; Hominidae
Gene: CFAP299
Product: cilia and flagella associated protein 299
Exons: 6
Coding region: 171-683 (170 amino acids)
Cellular component (GO): nucleus; cytoplasm
Source: RefSeq, a predicted model, not a curated record
GUGCUGUUGUAAUUAGCUUAAUUAAUCAAAUGUAUCUUUGAUGAUCCAUUUAUUAAUUCAUUUUUUUUUCUUCUAGACAGCAAAGGACUGAAUUUUGUUAAAACCCACCCUUGCUCAGAGGGCAUUUAUAAAGAAAACAACCUCCACAAUGAAACAAAAAUUCAGGGGAGAUGCGGUGUGAGGUCUGCUCCAGGCCGUGGGACGCUUCGGCCGAGGAUACCGCAAUGGAUCAGGAAGAGGGGCUGAAGGCCUUGGACAAUAUUGUCACUCAAUUCAACGCCUAUGAAGAUUUCCUGGACUCGCAGAUCACUACUGUGGACUUGUACUACCUGGAGGAUGAAACCCUGGCCCGCCAGUUGGUGGAGCUAGGCUACCGAGGGACUGGAGAGAGAGUGAAAAGGGAAGAUUUUGAAGCAAGGAAAGCGGCUAUAGAGAUUGCAAGACUGGCUGAAAGAGCUCAGCAAAAGACGCUAACAAGUGCUGGUAAAGACCUACAAGAUAAUUUUCUGACGGCCCUGGCAAUGAGAGAAGAAGACAAUCGCAGUGGAAAACUGAGUCUAAAUCAACAGGAGACUGAUGCUGCUCAUAUCUUGAAGAAGCAACUGGCAGUCAUAUGGAAACCACAAAGCAAAACCUAUCAUAGGUAUGUGAAAAUAAAAAGCAAGCAAUCAAAACAACACUGAAGAAAAUCACUUAGCUAUAAAAGAAGACAGAAAAAGAGAAAGAGACAGAAGAUCUAUGAAAAAACUAGAAAACAGUUAACAAGAUGGCAGUAGUAAAUCCUUACCUGUCAAUAAUUACUUUGAAUGUAAAUGGAUUAUGUUCUCCCAUCAAAAGGUGUAAGAUAGCUGAAUGAAUUUAAAAAACAAAAAAACAAGAUCCAAAUAUAUGCCACCUACAAGAGACUGACUUCACUUGUAAGGACACACAUAGACUUAAAGUGAAGGGCUGGAGAAAAAUACUGCAUGUAAAUGGUAGCCAAACACAAACUGGAGUGGCCAUUCUUAUAUCAGAUUAUAUAGACUUUAAGUAAAACUGUAAAAAGAAAAAGUAACAUAAUUGUAUCAUUAUAAAUGGGUCAAUUCAGCAAGAGGAUAUAACAAUUACAAAUAUAUACGUACCCAAUAUCCAAGCUGAUGAAGAUAUAAAGUAAAUAUAAAUAAAUUUGAAGGGAGCAAUAGAUUGCCAUAUAAUAAAUUUAGGGGAGUUAAACACCCCACUUCUGGAAAUGGGCAGAUCAUUCACACAGAAAAUCAAUAAGGAAACAGUAAACUAAAAGCAUAAUCUAGAUCAAGUGGACAUAACAAAUAUAUGCCCAACAUUUCACCCCAAAGCUGCAGAAUAUAUAUUAUUUUAUUUGCAACUCCACAUGGAACAUUCUCUAGGAUAGAUUAUAUGUUAGGCCACAAAGCAAGUCUUAACAAAUUUAUGAAGGUUGAAAUCAUAUCAAGUAGCUAUUCUGACCUCAAUUAAUUAGAAUUAACAUAAAUUAAUUAGAGGAGACACUUUGGAAAAUUUGGCAAAUGGAAAUGCUCUUGAACAACUAAUAGGUCAAUGAAGAAAUUGGAAAGAAAAUUUAAAAAUUUCUUAAGACAAAUGAAAAUUGAAUCACAACAUACCCAAACUUACCAGAUACAGCAAAAGCAGUUCUAAGAAGGAAGCAUGUAGCUGUAAACAGUGACAUUACAAAAGGUAAAAGAUCUCAAAUAAACAACCUAACAUUGUACUUCAAGGAACUGCAAAAAACAGGAAUAAACUAAGCCCAAAGUUAGUAAAAGGAAGGAAAUAAUAAAAAUCAGGACAGAAAUAAAAUAAUAGAGCCUGGAAAAAUAAUAGAAAAAUAUAUAUUUUUGAAAAGAUAAACAAAAUAAAACUUUAGCUUCACUAACUGAGAAUGAAAUAGGAGUCAAAUAAGUAAAAUGAAGAACAGGAAAAGGAGAUAUUACAAUUGACACAACAGAAAUUCAAAGGGCCAUAAGAGAUUAUUAUGAACAUUUAUAUACCAACCAUUUCAGUAACCUAGAGAAACAGAUAAAUUAUUUGAUGCUUUUAUUAUGAAGACAUAAAAAAUCUUUACAGACCAAUAACCAGUAAAAAGAUUGAAUCAGCAAUAAAGUCUCCUAUCAAAGAAGAGUCUGGGACAUGGUGACAUCACUGCUGAAUUCUAUCAAAUAUUUAAAGAAGAACUAAUAAAAAUUUUGCUUAACUCUUCCAAAAAAUUGAGGAGAUGAAACUUUCAAACUUAUUUUAUCAGGCCAGCAUUACCUUGAUACCAACAAACAAACAAACAAACAAACAAAAAACUACAAAAAACCCUACAGACCAAUAUCUCUGAUUAAUAUAAAUGCAAAAAUCCUCAACAAAAUAUUAGCACACUGAAUUCAAUGGUACAUUGAAAAUAUUAUUCAUCAUGAUCAAGUGGUAUUCAUUCCAGUGAUGCAAGGAUGGUCCUAUAUAUGCAAAUCGGUAAAUGUAAUACAUUACAUGAACAGAAUGAAGGACAAUAAGCAUAUAAUCAUUUCCGUAGGUGCAAAAAAAUUUGGAAAAAUUUGGCAUCCUUUCAUGAUUAAAAAACUCUAAAUAAAUUAGGUAUAGAAGGAAUGUACUUCAACACAAUUGAAGCUAUAUAUGAUAAACCCCAUAGCUAACUCAAUGGGGAGAAGUUGACAGCUUUUCCUCUAAGACACAGAGUAAGAUAAGGAUGUCCAUGUUAACCACUUCCAUUCAAUAUAGUAUUGGAUGUGCUAGCCAGAGCAAUUAGGCAAAAGAAAGAAAUAGAAGACAUACAAAUUGGAAAGGAAGAAAUUAAAUUGUCCCUGAUUGCAGAAGGCAUGACCCUAUAUACAGAAAAUUCUAAAGACUUUACAAAAAGAAACCUGUGAGAAUUAUCUAGUAAAUUGAGUAAAGUUGCAGGAUACAAAAUCAACAUACAACACUCGGUAGUGUUUCUAUUCACUAAUAGCAAGCUAUCUGAAAAAGAACAAGAGAACCAUACCAUUUACAAUACUUACAAGAAAUAUUUAGGAAUAAAUUUAACCAAGGAGGUGAAUGAUCUCUACCCUAAAAGCCAUAAAACAAUGAUGAAAGAAAUUAAAGAAGACACACAUAAAUGGAAAUAUAUUCUUUGUUCAUAGAUUGGAAGAUUUAAUAUUGUUAACAUGUCCAUACUACCCAAAGCAAGCUACAGAUUCAACAGAAUUCCUAUCAAAAUACCAAUAACAUUUUUCACAGAAAUAGAAAAAACAAUUCUAAAAUUCAUAUGGAAUAACAAAAAAUUCCUGAAAAGCCAAAGCAUUUUGAACAAGAAGAAGAAAGCUAAAGACAUUACACUACCUGACUUCAAAAUAUGUUACAAAGCUAUAGUGACCAAAACAGCAUGGUACUGGCAUAAAAAUAGACACACAGAGCAAUUAAACAAUAGAGAGCACAGAAAUAAAUCCAUGCAUUUACAGCUGGCUGAUUUUUGACAGCGGUGUCAAGAGCACACAAUAGGAAAAGGACAGCCCUUUCAAUAAAUGCUUUUGGGAAAACAGGAUAUUCACAGGCAGAAAAAUAAAAUUAGAAUCUUAUCUCACACCAUAUAUAAAAAUCAACUUAAAAUGGAUUAAAGACUUACAUGUAAGACCCAAAACUAUGAAACUACUAGAAUAAAACUUAGGAGAAAAACUAUGACAUUUAUCUGGGCAAUGACUUUUUUGGAAAUGACCCCAAAGCACAGGCAACAAAAGCAAAAAUUGACAAAUAAGAUUGCAUCAAACUCAAAAGCUUCUGUGCAGCAAAGAAAACAACCAACAGAGCAAAGAGACAACGUGCAGAAUGGAAGAAAAUGUUUGCAAACUGUAUAUCUGUUAUGGGGUUAAUUUCCAAAAUACGUAAGAAAUUCAAACAAUUCAAUAGCAAGAAGGCAAACUAUUCAAUAAAAUUAGGAGCCAUGAAACUGAACAGACAUUUCUUAAGGCAUACAAAUGGUUAAAAAGUAUGUGAAACAAAAGCUCAAUAUUACUAAUCAGGGAAACAUAAAUUAAAAACACAAUGAGAUAUUACCUUAGAGCAGCUAGAAUGCGUAUCUUCAAGAUAAAAGAUAAGUGUUGGCAAAAUGUGCGGCAAAGGGAACCCUUGCACGCUGUUGGUGAGAAUGUAAAUUGAUGCAGCCAUUAUGGAAAACAGUAUGGAUGUUCCUCAAAAAAUUAAAAAUAAAACUGCCAUAUAAUCCAGCAAUCCCACUACUGAAUAUGUAUCUAAAGAAAUGAAAUCAGUAUGUUGAAAAGAUUCCUUUACUUUUGUGUUUAUUGCAGAAUUAUUCACAAAAGCCAAGAUAUGGAAUCAACCUAAGUUUCCAUUACUGAAUGAGUGGAUUAAAAAAUGUGGACACAAUGGAAUACUAUUAAGCCAUAAAAAAGAAGGAAAUCCUGUCAUUUGCAACAACAUGUAUUAACCUGGAGGACAUUAUGUUGAGUGAAAUAGGCGGGGCACAGAAAGACAAAUACCACCUGAUCUUGCUCAUAUGUGGCAUCUUAAAAAGUUAAACUCACAGAAGUAGAAAGUAGAAUAGUGUUACCAGGGGCUGGGGUAUUUGAGAGUCAGGGGGGAGAGAUGUUGGUCAAAGAAUAUAAAAUUUCAGUUAGAUAAGAGAAAUAAGUUCAAGAGCUCUAUUGUACAACUUGGUGACUGUAGUUUAUAAUAUAUUGUAUUCUUGAGAAAUGCUGAGAGAGUAGAUGUUAACUGUUCUCACUACAAAAAUCAAAAAUGAUAGCUAUAUGAGGGAAUACAUAUGCUAGUCAGUCUGUCUGUAUAUAUAUUUCAAAUACUGUUCUCUACACAAUAAUAUAUGCACUUUUAUCUGUCAAUUUAUAAAAAAUUGGCCAAGUGCAGUGGCUCACACCUGUAACCCCAACACUUUGGGAGGCCGAGAUGGGCGGAUCACUUGAGGUCAGGAGUUCAAGACCAGCUUGGCGAACAUAGUGAAACCUGGUGUCUACUAAAAAUACAAAAAUUAGCCAGGUAUGAUGGUGUGCACCUGUAGUCCCAGCUACUUGGAAGGCUGAGGCAGGAGAAUCGCUGGAGCCAGGGAGACAGGGGUUGCAGUGAGUCAUGAUUAUGCCAUUGUGCUUUAGCCUGGAGACUCUGUAUCUGGAAAAAAAAAAAAACAAAAAAAACAAAAAAAACCCAGAAAAAUUUAUUUAAAAAUUGUAGAGAAUAGAACCAACUGAAACUUUUCUGAAUACAGCUAUUUUCAUUGAAAUUUUUAAAAUGUUUAGGUGGAAUAAAUUCUAGAAUGAAAAUAGUUUAAGAGAAAAUUCGUGAACUGAUCAUAGGACUGAGAAUUUUACCCAGAAUGCAGCAAAGAAAGGCAAAGAGAUAGGAAUUUUGGAGAAAAAAAGAAUCCUCCACGGGAUAAUGAGAUUGAAAGGCUCCAACAUACUUUGAACUGACCUUCCAGAAGAGAAUGGAAGUAAUGAUACAAAAGCAGUAUUUUUGUGUAUACGUUUUUCUUUUCUUGUGGUAGGGAGUAGAAAAGCCGUACACAGUAAAUUAACAGUAAAGUAAAAUCAUUCAAAAGUGAACCUCAUCAUUCUAUAUCUGUGAAAGUUGCAUAUGAAUAUUCUGAUAACUUUUCUCUUAUCAGAAAAGUCUUACCUUUAAAGAUGUCUUAAAACGAAAAUUCACAUCAUGCUUUAAAUUUGUUCUCUACUAAACAAUUUGGUGAACAGCAUAUAUUUUAAAAGUUCUGGGUUAUUAGAGUGAUGACUACAUUAAUAAUAGUGUUUUUUUAAUAAAUUAUAAAAUGUUGAUUUUAUGAAACAUUAUGUUUUUAUAAUAUCGUAGAAAAUACUGUAGUGGCAACUAAUGCUAAUUUUCUGUGAAUAUGGGAAUCAUUUCAAGGAAAGACAAAGAUAUAAUGAAGUGUGCUGUAUAUAUGUUUAAUUAUGCAGUACAAGGGAUUAAAGUAUUUUAUUCAUGAAAUUAAUGAUCCACAUAUUAUCGAGUAAUAUAUUGACAAUAGAAGCAUAAUAUAAGUACUUAAAUGAAAUUAUUUCAUUAAUAGCAGAUUUUCCAUGAAACAAAUGCCAAGAAUAGACAGACUUGUAAAUUAUUUUUUUCUUACACAUACAUACUUAAGAGUUACGUUAACAUAUUACUUCAGGACAAGAUGUUUUAGAAAUUAAUUAGGAUUUAAAUGAAAAUAGACCCUCACCAAUUUCCACUAAUGACAGGAAGAUGCUAUUUAGACUGUUAAAAUAUUAAAAUUAGAAAGCAUAAAAGAGGUACAAUCAAUUGCAGGGCUAUGCAUAAAAUAUAGUUGUUUCCUUUAUUAGAGUAGUGUUGUUUAAAUUAAUUAUAAAAUAACAUUAUGUUCACAUCAAUUGGCCCAGCCUUUAGUAUAUUAAGCUGUCAUAGUCACUAGUUGAUUUUACAGUUAUUAUUUAUGAAAGUUGCCAUUAUUCAGUAUUUAUAAAAGUUGCCAAGGUGGUAAAUAAGUAACCUUUAUCAUUAUUUUAUAAUUUAUUUUUAUAAGAAACAUUUGUUGGUAUAGCAUUAUAUAAUUCAUGUCUUAUUAGUUUAUUUAAAUAUGUAUUUGGCUGAUAAAUUGUAUAAAUUGUAUGAGAGUCAGUGCAAAUACUUUGAACAGAUACCUACAUAAACAUCAAGUGCAAAUUAUAAAGUAAAGAGUAAGUCUAGAAAUUGGUAAAUAUUCAAACUAAAUAUUAAAAGAAAAAAUAUAUUUUGGGAUUCCUGGUUGUUUGCAUUUCUUCCUUUUUAAUAAUUUGGCAUUAAUCUAGCAUUUUUUCUUUAUGCUUCAUGAUAGAUUAUAAUUUUAACAGCUCCAAUAUUUAAGGCUGUAUCUUACAUUUUGAAAAAGAGAAGGUACUUCAUUUUGUCUCUUACAACAUUCAACUACUGUCAUAAAUCCAUUUGUAUAAACAUAUUACUUUCAAGUUAGUCAAUUUACUUCAUUUUUCUUUCAAAUACUUUUUCUUUUUAAUCUAUGUCAUCAUGUUUUGUGAUUGCUUUAGCCACGUGAACAAUAAUAAAAGAAUUUUGGAAAAUCUGA